Molecule: messenger RNA, 1536 nt
Organism: Capsella rubella
Lineage: Eukaryota; Viridiplantae; Streptophyta; Magnoliopsida; Brassicales; Brassicaceae
Product: cytochrome P450 705A22
Exons: 2
Coding region: 1-1536 (511 amino acids)
Cellular component (GO): membrane
Molecular function (GO): iron ion binding; oxidoreductase activity, acting on paired donors, with incorporation or reduction of molecular oxygen, NAD(P)H as one donor, and incorporation of one atom of oxygen; heme binding
Source: RefSeq, a predicted model, not a curated record
AUGACAAUAAUGGUCAGCUUUGAUUUCCUAAAUUGUUUAAUCUUUGCUCUCAUAUUCCUCGUCCCAACUCUAUGUUACUUUGUAUUCUUCUUCACAAAACCAAACAAUGGAUUUGAUAUGCCUCCAAGUGCUCCUUCUCUUCCCAUCAUUGGUCACCUUCAUCUUCUCCUCCUUGAUUCCAUCCACAAAUGUUUUCAAAAAAUAUCAUCCAAAUAUGGACCUAUUCUCCAUCUUCACAUUUUCCAUGUCCCCAUAGUUCUUGUCUCUUCUGCCUCAGCGGCUUACGAGAUCUUCAAGUCACACGACACGAAUGUCUCUUAUCGCGGUGAUAUUGCUAUCGAUGAAUGCAUUGUGUUUGGAUCUUCUGGAUAUUUUAGAGCUCCAUGUGGAGAUUACUGGAAGUUCAUGAGGAAACUCAUCAUGGCUAGGGCUCUCGGACCCCAAGCCCUAGAUAGAUCACGUGGCGUUCGCGCAUUCGAACUAGAAAGGUUCCACAAAAAUUUGCUUGAUAAGGCAAUGAAAAAAGAAACUGUUAAGAUCGGUGAAGAAGCAAGAAUACUCGUUAACAACACACUCGGCAAAAUGAGCUUGGGAAGUAGUUUUUCAGUAGAGAACAAUGAUGGCAAAAAAGUUUCAGAAUUUUCUAUCCAGUUAGCUGAUCUGUCUCACAUGUUUUGUGUAGCACAAAUAUUUCAUAAGCCGCUUGAAAAGCUAGGGAUCUCUCUUUUAAAAACACAGAUAAUGGAGGUUUCAAAUAGAUUCGAGGAGCUACUUGAAAAGAUUCUUGUGAACUACGAAAACAACGUGGACAAGCAUCAAGGUACUGAGUUCAUGGAUGCAUUGUUGGCAGCUUACCAAGACGAAAACACAGAGUAUAAGAUCACUAGAAACCAUAUCAAGGCAUUAUUAGCGGAGCUUUUCUUUGGAGCUGGUGAGUCCUCUUCUUCGACAACACGGUGGGCAAUGGCAGAAAUCCUCAGUAACCCUCAGAUCCUUGAGAGAUUGAGAGAAGAAAUCGAUUCCAUAGUGGGAAAAACAAGGUUGAUUCAAGAAAGUGAUCUACCAAAACUUCCUUACUUGCAAGCAGUUGUAAAAGAAUCACUAAGAUUGCAUCCAGUGGGAGCAGUCUUACCAAGGGAAUUUACACAAGACUGUACGAUAGGAGGGUUCUACAUACAUGAGGGAACAUCACUUGUCAUCAAUGCUUAUGCUGUGAUGAGAGAUCCUAAUAUUUGGGAAGAUCCCAAUGAGUUUAAACCGGAAAGGUUUUUAAAUUCUUCUAUAUUAGGGAAAGAGGAGGAGAGAAAAGAGCAAGCACUGAAGUUCCUUCCUUUUGGAGGUGGAAGGAGAGGGUGUCCAGGGUUACAUCUUGGUUAUACUUUGGUAGAAACCACUAUUGGAGUGAUGGUGCAGUGUUUUGACUGGGAGAUCAAAGGAGAUAAGAUCAACAUAGAAGAAGGUUCCGGAUUAAAAUUCUUCUUGGAUUUGGCUCAUCCCCUUGAAUGCACUCCUUUGCUUAGAACCAUAAACCAUUAA